Molecule: messenger RNA, 957 nt
Organism: Sipha flava (yellow sugarcane aphid)
Lineage: Eukaryota; Metazoa; Arthropoda; Insecta; Hemiptera; Aphididae
Product: eukaryotic translation initiation factor eIF1
Exons: 3
Coding region: 261-593 (110 amino acids)
Biological process (GO): translational initiation
Cellular component (GO): eukaryotic 43S preinitiation complex
Molecular function (GO): translation initiation factor activity; ribosomal small subunit binding; RNA binding
Source: RefSeq, a predicted model, not a curated record
CAUCCUUCCCACCCACCGCUAGCAAACGAACACGCACGCACAAGCAAUCGUUCUUAGUCCCUCCUCGUGACGUUGUCUUGGUAUUCUCGUGUGUCCAUUUCUUAAUAACGGGUCGCGUUAUUGUGUGUGUGCUUUCGUCGAACGUCCGUCAACGCGUCACACGGUCCUUACCAACUGCCGCCCGACAUCCAUCGCCGUUGUCGUCGUUCAGUGGUGUUCCAAGAGACAGAGUAUACAUCACAGUAGACGCGAACAUACGCAUGUCAAUCCAGAACCUCAACGUAUUUGACCCGUUUGCGGAUGCAAUCAAGGGUGCAGAUGAUGACGUUCAAGACGGGCUUGUUCACAUAAGAAUUCAACAGCGUAAUGGUCGUAAAACAUUAACAACGGUUCAAGGUCUGUCAUCAGAGUAUGACUUAAAGAAGAUUGUACGUGCCUGCAAAAAGGAGUUUGCUUGCAACGGUACAGUAGUCGAACAUCCUGAAUACGGUGAAGUGUUACAAUUGCAAGGUGACCAACGAGAAAACAUUUGCCAGUGGCUAACUAAGUGUGGUCUUGCCAAAUCUGAUCAACUCAAGGUUCACGGUUUCUAAAAGAAACAACUGAAUAUGUUGCAAAACACCACCGAUUACUAUACCUCAAUUCAGUCAGACAAAUUGCGAUAAAAUAAAAAUUUUAAAUUAAAUUUAUUAAUAUGCUUUAAUAAAUAUAAUGUUCAAUACUAGUGGUUUUUCCAAUCAAAUAUUUUUAAUUUAAUUUUCAACUGUGUAGAUUUUAAUUAGCUUUAUAGCUAUGUAUAUCAACGCUACAGAUAUAUUUAGAGAAAAAUUUCAUAUGGUUCCAAUAAUUAAGUGUAAAAGAAAAUAAGUAAAUUCUGUAUUAUAAUUUGUUCAACGCUCGUGAUGUAAUGGUGUUCUAAAGUUCAUUAAAUAUAUGGUGUUUUUCUUUGUGUUCAUA